AUGGGCCCCUCUGAGAAGGCGGCUUCCGUCGGGACCAGUACUUCUCCGACUGUUCCAGCUUUUCCCUCCAAAGAUGAAGAAGUCGCCCUGCAUGCCGAAGAAACUCAGAGCCGUCCAGGGUUCUGGACACGGAUGGGCUGCACGCCAGAAUCAUUUAAGAAAAGGACCCUGGCAGAUAAACACAAUCAAUUAAACCAGACCCUCAAGUCCCGCCAUUUGCAUAUGAUAGCAAUUGGCGGCAGUAUUGGCGCGGGGUUUUUCGUUGGCUCAGGUGCAGCAUUAUCAAAAGGUGGCCCGGCAAGUGUUGUGAUUGAUUUCGCAAUUAUUGGCGUUAUGAUGUUUAACGUUGUUUUUGCUCUUGGAGAACUAGCUAUCAUGUAUCCGGUAUCCGGAGGGUUCUAUAUAUAUUCCAGCCGGUUUAUUGACCCAUCAUGGGGGUUUGCUAUGGGGUGGAACUAUGUUCUCCAAUGGCUUACUGUGCUUCCUCUUGAGCUCACAGUGGCGUCAUUAACCAUAAAUUACUGGAACGUCCACGUCAAUGUCGCAGUCUGGAUAUCUGUGUUCCUCGUGGCCAUCAUCAUAAUUAACAUUUUUGGAGUUCUGGGCUUCGGAGAGGAAGAAUUCUGGGCCAGCGCCCUCAAGCUCAGCGCUGUGGUCAUUUUUAUGAUAGUUGCUGUGGUCUUGGUGUGUGGAGGAGGCCCAAAGAGAGGUAUCUAUUCUGAAUACUGGGGCGCAAGACUCUGGUACAAUCCCGGUGCAUUUCGCAAUGGUUUCAGAGGCUUCUGCUCCGUGUUUGUGACUGCGGCUUUGUCAUUUUUUGGUACCGAACUCGUUGGCCUUGCGGCAGCCGAGAGCAAAACACCUAUGAAAUCACUUCCUUCAGCGAUCAAGCAAGUAUUUUGGCGAAUCACCCUAUUCUAUAUCCUUGGGUUGUUCUUCAUCGGCCUGCUUGUUCCAUCUAAUGACAGCCGGCUUUUGGGUGCAAACCCAUUAAUUGACACAAAUGCAUCGCCAUUUGUUAUUGCUGCUCUUGAUGCUGGUCUUAAAGGAUAUGACAGCUUUAUGAAUGUCAUCAUUCUUGUUUCUGUCUUCUCCAUAGGAAACUCAGCAGUCUAUGCAGGAUCUCGAACAUUGACAGCAAUUGCUGAACAAGGAUAUGCUCCUCGCAUCUUUUCAUACGUUGAUAGAGCUGGCAGGCCACUUAUAUCAACAGGCACUGUCAUUGCAUUUGGUGCCUUGGCCUACAUCAACGUCACAGCUAGUGGUGUUGAAAUCUUUGAUUGGCUUCUUGCUCUUUCUGGUCUCACUGCAUUGUUCACUUGGGGAAGUAUUUGUCUUGCACAUAUUCGAUUCCGUGCGGCGUGGGCUCACAAAGGGAGGUCCCUUGAUGAGAUCCCCUUCAAGGCUGCAUUUGGUGUUUGGGGAUCUUGGGUCGGACUCGCCCUCGUCGUCCUCGUCUUCAUUGCUCAGGUGUUUAUCGCAAUUUGCCCUGUUAAAGGCGGAUUCAAUGAUGCAAAGGGCUUUUUCAAAUCGCUCCUCGCCCUCCCUGUCGUCUUGUUCUGCUGGGCGUGUGGGUAUGCCUGGAAACGGAAAGGAUGGUUCAGUCUCGAUGAAAUCGAUAUCGAUUCAGGGAGGAGAGAGAUUGACUGGACCGCACACAACCUGGAGUUGGAGAAACGAAAAAAUGCGACGUUCUUCAAACGACUGUACUAUCGGCUUUUUUGA
Molecule: messenger RNA, 1725 nt
Organism: Ophidiomyces ophidiicola
Lineage: Eukaryota; Fungi; Ascomycota; Eurotiomycetes; Onygenales; Onygenaceae
Product: Amino-acid permease inda1
Exons: 5
Coding region: 1-1725 (574 amino acids)
Biological process (GO): amino acid transmembrane transport
Cellular component (GO): membrane
Molecular function (GO): amino acid transmembrane transporter activity
Source: RefSeq, a predicted model, not a curated record